CGGUGACGAACAAAUCACCGGCCGCGCUCGGGAUCCGGGAGCGCCGCCUCGUCUUUGCCUUCGGGUCGGUGAAGAAUUCACCGGCCACUGCCGCCGCCGCCGGCGCCACCGCCUCCCUGAUUCCGCCACGACUGUUCCCAAGGGAACAGUGGAAGUGUACAACAAGGGAGUGCAGGCAGAUCCUGAGAAAGGACACAGAGGUCUUUAUUAGCUGAAAUGGCAUCAAAGCUUCAAACCUUUUGGAACCAUCCUGCUGGCCCCAAAACUAUUCAUUUUUGGGCUCCAACAUUUAAAUGGGGUAUCAGUAUUGCCAAUAUUGCGGACUUCGCUAAGCCACCUGAAAAGAUAUCCUAUCCUCAGCAAGUUGCUGUGACUUGCACUGGAAUCAUUUGGUCUCGCUACAGCAUGGUUAUCACACCGAAAAACUGGAACCUUUUCAGUGUUAACGUUGCAAUGGCUGGUACAGGCUUGUAUCAGCUUUCUCGUAAAAUAAGGAAAGAUUACUUUUCUGAUGAGAAGGAUGCUGCUGCAUCAUUGGAAGGAUAAUGACGACAGACUAGUAUAACUGAUCGAAUACCCUGCAGCCUUCCACCCAGUCUCAGUUUACUUUAGAGUCUGAGGUGCAGAGUUUGUUUCUAUGUUGCUUCUGUACUUGAACGAUGUAAAAAAAAAAAGUAUCCCUGAAAUCCAAAUAAUCAUUUUUGCAUUUUGUGCAAAUAAUAUGCAUAUACUCAAAUAUCCCUUUCCGCUAUGCUGACAGUGUCCAUUCAAAUCUGUACUGGACAAACUUAGCUAACAGCAGUCAAGGAUCUCCAUUGUUUUCAAUCAGAAGCCACUACUGUUUUCUUAGAAACUAGUUAAAUAUCUG
Molecule: messenger RNA, 868 nt
Organism: Oryza brachyantha (malo sina)
Lineage: Eukaryota; Viridiplantae; Streptophyta; Magnoliopsida; Poales; Poaceae
Product: mitochondrial pyruvate carrier 4-like
Exons: 6
Coding region: 217-546 (109 amino acids)
Biological process (GO): pyruvate import into mitochondria
Cellular component (GO): mitochondrial inner membrane
Source: RefSeq, a predicted model, not a curated record